AUGCGCCAAGUGCUAUCCCCGUCACUACCCUUUGUGGGAGAUUUACCGAGUGAAAUGCAACCGGAUCACAGGAUUCGCAUCCGAGGUGUUGUGAAUCGCCCCAAUGGAGACUGUCGCAUUCAUCUGCUGGCCGGCAAGUCACAGAAUCCGCCAGACGACGUUCUGCUACAUCUGAGUCUUCUACCGGCAACCAGAGAAGUACUUCGUAAUAGCUACUGCCAAGGAAAGUGGGGCCAGGAAGAGCGAAUCCCGAAUAGUCCAAUCAAUUUCGAUGAAGAAUUUGAGUUAACCAUUGCCGCAACAACGACUGACUUCUGCGUGGAAAUAGACGGAUGUGAAUUUGCCAACUUCAAUCAUCGCUGCCUGGGUCAAAUGGCUCGAAACAUUUUUAUCGCUGGUGGAUGUGUGAUUAGUGCUGUAAAAUUUGAAAAUUGGAAAUUAGUGCCAAAAGUGAACAGUGUUCUCCCAAGUGCUCCAGUUUACAACCCCCCUUCAACGGUGCACCAGCCGGGGCUGCCACUUUCGUUCAACAUACCGGCUUGGCCGCAUGGGCCGGCGCAAUAUGUUGCCCCAUCGUUGCCUCUGUACAGCCCGCAAUCUUACCAGCCAGCAUUUAAUCCGGCAGCGUUCUUCCAGCAGCCAUUGCUAGUGAACAUUCCCGGUGUUGAACAAAAAAGUACAGACGGAGGGACUUCGAUGCAAUACCAACUGCUUGUGAAAGUGCUUUGGAAAAUUUGCUGCAUACUGUUCAAGGCGCUAAAAUACAUCGUAUUUGCAUUAGCUGGUGGAUUCGGUUUUUACAUUCUAUCGAAGAGGCUUCGGUUGUAAUAAAGUGUGGUUGGCGGUUGUGAUAUGGCAAUGGUUUACAUUCAGCGAGUAUUAUUAUAUUAUGUUA
Sabethes cyaneus is the source of this 895-nucleotide messenger RNA. RefSeq lists its product as uncharacterized. Lineage: Eukaryota; Metazoa; Arthropoda; Insecta; Diptera; Culicidae. The record is from RefSeq and is a predicted model, not a curated record. Gene Ontology annotation, molecular function: carbohydrate binding; galactoside binding. The transcript is spliced from 5 exons. The coding region runs from base 1 to 828 and encodes 275 amino acids.